AAGGAACUCGAAAAAAAAGUUCACCAUUCAUGUAACAGCAUAGAUUACGCACAUAGAUCGCAUAAUUUGUUAUCAAUUGAUAAAGCAACUAAUACAAGGUCAAUCAUAGUCCCAUUUUUGAAAACCUCCAACUUGCCACCUACAACAACUUGAACUCAACUCAGCCAUGCAACAAUACUGCCAACUUCCUUAACUAUCACGACCGCGUAUCCCAAUAAUAUGGCGCCCUCCGCGAUCGAUAUUCCUGCGCUUCCCGUGCGCCAGGAAAAGACAUAUCCGCCCGCCCGAAUCUACGAUGCGAAGGAAACCAAGUUUGAGAAACCAACUCCUGCUCAGCCUGAUGGUCUCGAAGAGGCUCUGGCAAAGCCUGCCGGUACCGUCGCUAUCGUCAUCGACAAUGGGUCGUCUGCCGUUAGAGCUGGGUGGUCAUUCGAAUCGAAGCCACGAUUGAGCAUCCCUCCUAUUAUGGCCAAGUAUCGAGAUCGAAAACUUGGUAAGACCUAUUCCUUCGCAGGCUUCGAUUGUUACGCCGACACGACUGCCCGUGGACACAUCAGAAAUGCCUUUGAAGCUGGGACAGGCAUUGUCAGCAACUGGGACGUGGAAGAGCACAUUCUAGAUUGGACGUUUCUGAAGCUAGGAAUGAACAACAACGACGGUUCUAUUGACUUGCCUAUUGUCAUGACUGAGGCCGUGGCCAACCUACCUUAUUCACGAAAAUCUAUGAAUGAAAUCAUAUUCGAAUGCUACCAGGCCCCGUCAUUUGCAACCGGCAUCGAUUCUCUUUUCUCCUACCGUUACAACAAGGGUUCUACCGGACUAGUAGUCUCUUCCUCAUAUAGCUCUACCCAUGUCAUUCCCGUGUUCGAUUCGAAGGCUAUGCUAGCACAGGCUAUCCGAUUAAAUUGGGGAGGAUGGCAUGCUGCGGAAUACCUCCUGAAGCUCAUCCGUCUCAAGUACCCGUCGUUCCCAGGAAAACUCAACGCCUCUCAGGCCGAGCAUAUGAUCAGAGAUCAUUGUUAUAUAUCCCAGUCAUAUGAUGACGAGCUACGAUCUUAUUUAGACUGGACUGGGCUAGAAGACCGCGAUGUCGUAAUCCAAUAUCCCUUCACAGAAGAAGUGAUAAUCCAAAAGAGCGAAGAAGAACUCGCUAAGAUAGCCGAGCGAAAGAAAGAGAGUGGGCGACGACUACAAGAGCAAGCGGCUAAGAUGCGCUUAGAAAAGCUAAUGAGGAAAGAGCAAGAGUUGGAGUAUUACAGAAAAUUACAAAUAAAGAUAAAUGAUGCGAACAAGAAGGACACGAAACGCCUUCUUGACGCAGAGGAGAUGAAGGAUGAGGCGCAUCUUGAGCGUACAAUUAAAGAGCUAGACAAGUCCAUCAAGCGAGCCCGUACGAAGGACGUGGGUGGCGAUCCAGAAGAGGAGCAGGAGGAACCCGACUUCAGCCUCCUUGAGGUGCCUGAUGACCAAUUAGACGAAGCUAGUCUGAAGCAAAAGCGGCAUCAGCGACUUUUAAAAUCAAAUCAUGAGGCACGAGCACGUGCUAAAGCCGAGAAGGAAGCCGAGAAAGCGCGUGCUGCAGAAGAGGAACGGUUGGACAUGGAGCGACGGGUGAAUGAUCUAGAGGGCUGGCUCGACGAAAAACGAGUGGCGCGUAACCUUACGCUACAGAAAAUUAAGGAGAGAGAUCGCCUAAAGGCAGAUCUCGGAAACCGAAAGUCGCUAGCUUCACAAAUUCGCAUGAAGUCUAUCGCGAAUCUCGCGUCGGAUAACCCGAGAGGCAAACGCCGUCGCGGCGGAGACGACGAUAACUUCGGCGCAAACGACGACGACUGGGGUGUGUACAGGCAGAUCCAAGUAGGCGAAGGUAGUGACGACGAAGAAGGCGAGGAAGAUCUCGAGGUAACCCUUAAGACGCUCGAGGAAGACCUACUUCGUUAUGAUGAGGGAUUCACACACGAACAUACGUGGGAGGCACAAAACGACUGGAACAAAAGCCUCCUACACGCAUUUCUGCGUGGGCCCCGACCCUUCGACCCGUCUUCCCAAGCAGAAACCCAUCAGAUCCACCUUAAUGUCGAACGCAUACGGGUGCCGGAGGUCCUCUUUCAGCCUUCAAUUGCAGGCGUCGAUCAGGCGGGCCUUGUGGAGAUUGCUGGCGACAUCCUUACGCAACGGCUCGUGGGCAUCACAGGACUAAACCGUGAUGACUUCUUGAAGGAUAUCUUCCUAACGGGCGGUAAUACGAUCUUCGAUAGUUUCGACAACCGCCUCCGCCAGGGUCUCACACCGCUCCUACCUAUAGAUGCGCCGCUUAACAUUCGUCGCGCCGGCGACCCGUUGCUAGAUGCGUGGCGCGGCGCCGCUCAGUGGGUUGGCACGCCAGCCUGGAAGACGGCUACAGUGACCAAGGCAGAGUAUCAGGAGAAGGGACAUGACUACUUGAAGGAACAUGAUAUGGGUAACUCCUAUCCCUAGAACCCACGCUUUCGGCAACGACCAUCCGUUAGUCCUGCCCGAUUCGGACCCACGACAGAUCACGAAGGGUAAGGGUUUCUUCUGCUUAGGUUACGUCGAAUCUCCGCUCGGAGAAACGAAGGACGGGGGGGAGGAGGAGGCGAUGGAGGAAUGACAAGGGGACAAGGGGAGGACAACGCAAAAAACGGAAUGUGGAUUUUUUACUUACAUACUGCUAUGUACCCUUCAAACGUCGCCUGCCUAUCUACCUGCCUGCCUGCGCGCGCGCGGAUCGUCGUUCGGAAUCAUGUAUUUUAAAUGGUUUUACCAGAGCAAAGCAGGCUGAGGAUCGGGAAGUUGCCCGCUAGGCGGAUCUGUCACCGCAGUCUUGGCGGGGAUGGGACGAUCCUUCGGACUAGGUAGGCUACAUCGCACCAUCUCGUCGCAGCGGUGUAAGCAAGGAUAAUAUAGGUACCUAUCUUAUUACCUCUUAUAGCUGGCGCGGAUGCGAUCGAUUAAUGAGGGAAGACAAAUUUCCACGAUAUCUAUAGCAAGCUCCUCGUCCUAGAUAACGAUAAAUAAUGAAAUAAAGGCAAUAGGGAAAUC
Messenger RNA from Annulohypoxylon maeteangense, 3063 nucleotides. Its product is annotated as putative chromatin remodeling complex subunit. Lineage: Eukaryota; Fungi; Ascomycota; Sordariomycetes; Xylariales; Hypoxylaceae. Gene Ontology annotation, biological process: regulation of DNA-templated transcription. Bases 220 to 2478 code for a protein of 752 amino acids. Gene Ontology annotation, cellular component: Ino80 complex; cytoplasm. The record is from RefSeq and is a predicted model, not a curated record. The transcript is spliced from 3 exons.